Molecule: messenger RNA, 933 nt
Organism: Salvia splendens (bonfire salvia)
Lineage: Eukaryota; Viridiplantae; Streptophyta; Magnoliopsida; Lamiales; Lamiaceae
Exons: 3
Coding region: 1-933 (310 amino acids)
Molecular function (GO): nucleic acid binding
Source: RefSeq, a predicted model, not a curated record
AUGGAGGAGGAGCCUGCUGGAAGAGACUCUCGUAUAAUACCAACCAGCAAAAAAAAUCUGCUAGCUCAGACACUGCUGCAAUGGAGCAAGGCAGGAGUAGUACCACAUGGAGCUAUUCAAAAGGCAGCAACACAGUUUGGUGUUAGCAGGAAGACAGCCCAGAGAAUUUGGGCAGAAGCAAAACUCCAAAUUCAGAGUGGAGUACCUGUCAACAUAAGAGGCAGAGUUAAGGGAUAUGAGCACAAAGACAAAUUCCAGCUUGAUGCUGCAAAGGUAAGAGAGCUGUCAGUUCUUGAGAGAUCUAACAUUCGUAAGCUUGCUUAUAAACUUAAUGUAAGCAAGAGCACAGUUGGUAGGUUUGUGAAAAAACAACACCUAAGGCCACACACAAAUGCCAUUAAGCCUAUACUUACCUCUUCAAACAAAGUGGCCAGAAUUAGAUGGAGUCUAAGCCAUAUUCAACCACUCAUAGCCAAUGGUAUGCUAAAAUAUCACCCAAUGCACAAUGUGGUGCACAUAGAUGAAAAAUGGUUUUACAUGACUAAGACUUCAGAAAGGCCACAUUUUGCAGAAAAUGGAGAAGUCAUUUUUGAUGGAAAAAUAGGCAUAUUUCCAUUCACAACUAUGGAGCCAGCAAAGAGGAAGUCCAAGAACAGACCAAGAGGCACUAUGGAGACAAAGCCAAUUCAAUCAGUUAACAAGGAAGUAAUGAGAGCAUGCCUAAUUGAGAAGAUCAUACCAGCAAUCAAGGCAAAAUGGCCACAUAAUGUGAGCAAGGAGAUUUUCAUACAACAAGACAAUGCCAAGCCUCAUAUACACCACAAUGAUGCUGACUUUCUAGCAGUAGCAUCCACAGAUGGGUUCAAGUUUCAACUGUUUUUGUCAUUUUGUCAUUUUGUAAAGCCUCCAAACCAAUACAGGGGUGGCUUUUAA